GCUGUAGAAAGUACUUCUAUAAUAAAUCUAAAAAUAAAGCUAUAUAAUGAUGAAAUGAAGCUAAGAUCAAUUUGAUUAAGCAGAGAAAUUAACAAAAAUACAUGAAAACAAUUCCAAUAAUUUAACCUAGGAUAAAAUAUAGAUAUUCAAUUGAAUCAAUCAACAAAAAUUAAGGAAGAAAGGAAAGAGAUAGAAACCAAAUUUCAAAUUCCGCCAUUGAUAGAAGACGCAGAAUAUACCCAAUCGCCAGAAACUUCACUGGUUUGAAGGAAAUUCCUAAAGAGAUACAAUUUCGUCUGCCAUAUCCAUCGGACUUUGAGUGAUUUGCAGAGAUUAUCUUGGCAGUUGUAUAGUAAGUAAGACGGUUAUCAACUCACUUUUCGAAAAUCAAGGUGAUCAACAAUAUGGAAGUAGUUGCUUCAGCUCCUGGGAAAGUCUUGAUGACUGGUGGUUAUCUUGUUCUGGAGAGACCAAAUGCUGGACUUGUUCUGAGUACCAAUGCUCGGUUUUAUGCAUCUGUCAAGCCAAUUUAUGAUGAUGUGAAGCCUGAGGCUUGGUCAUGGACAUGGAUGGAUGUAAAGCUAACAUCUCCCCAGCUUGCAAGGGAAACAGUGUAUAAAAUGUCAAUGAAGAACUUAACUCUGCAAUGUGUUUCAUCAGGUGAUGCUAGAAAUCCUUUUGUCGAACAAGCUUUGCAGUACGUUAUAGCAGCAGCUCUUGCUAAAUUCGACCAGGAUAAGAAGCAUGAUUUGCAGAAACGACUCCUGCUAGGGCUUGACAUUACAAUUAUGGGCGCCAAUGAGUUUUAUUCAUAUCGAGAUCAGUUAGAAGCUCGUGGACUACCUCUUACACCCGAAUCAUUGGCUCUACUCCCUCCUUUCUCUUCUAUUACCUUCAAUGCAGAUAAUAAAAAUGGUGCACAUUGUAAACCUGAAGUGGCUAAAACUGGGUUAGGGUCAUCUGCAGCAAUGACAACAGCAGUAGUUGCUGCUCUCCUUCAUUAUUUGAAUAUUGUUAAUCUGUCAGAGCCAGCCCAAGGCCGUCAUCAAGAAAGUAGUUGUGAUGCUGAUCUUGAUCUCGUGCACAUGAUAGCUCAAACUUCUCAUUGUAUCGCCCAAGGGAAAGUUGGCAGUGGGUUUGAUGUUAGUUGUGCAGUUUAUGGAAGUCAACGAUAUGUCCGCUUUUCUCCAGACAUUUUAUCAUCUGCACAGGUCGCAGGGAUAGGUCCGCUACUCCGGGAAGUCAUUGUUGAUGUCCUGGAAGCAAAGUGGGAUCAUCAGAUGACUAAGUUUGCCUUGCCACCACGAAUGACACUUUUACUGGGUGAGCCUGGAAGUGGUGGAUCAUCCACACCAUCAAUGGUUGGCGCUGUUAAAAAGUGGCAAAAAUCUGAACCUGAAAAGUCGCUUCACACAUUCAAAAAAUUGUCUGAAGCAAAUUCAAUGCUUGAGAAUGAGUUAAAGAAGCUGAGGAAACUAGCGGAAGAAGAUAAUAUGGCGUAUGAUAGCAUUAUUGACAGAUGUUCUUUGCAUAAAUCAGAAAAGUGGAUAGAACAAUCAACUUCCCCUAUCGAGCAAGCAGUUGUUGAAGCACUUUUCGGUGCUAGAAAUGCGAUGCUUGAGAUUAGAUGUCAUAUGCGCCGAAUGGGAGAAGCUGCUGGUAUCCCGAUAGAACCCGAUUCACAAACUCGGCUUUUGGACGCAACAAUGGACAUGGAAGGUGUCAUAUUGGCUGGAAUUCCUGGAGCAGGUGGCUUCGAUGCAGUUUUUGCAUUGACAUUAGGUGAUUCAAGCAGUAAACUCGCUAACGCAUGGAGUUCAUUCAAUGUACUAGCUCUCCCAGUCCGAGAAGACCCUCGUGGUGCGAGUUUGGAGAACGGUGAUCCACGGUUGGAAGGCAUCACGUCAGGCAUUUCUUCAGCAAAUAUCAACUAAAUCAUUGCCAUGGCUUUAGUGGACUCUCAACAUUCGUGUUAAGUGAUAGUUUCCAGCAUUGAGCAUGUGUAUGUAGUUUACCUUAUGUUCAUAAUUUGAUUGUUCUUUAGCUUGUAAUUCUUUGAUGAUCUGAGAGUAUCUUGUAGAAUUGUCAUCUUCAAUUCUAUUGUUUCCCUAAUAAAUCAUGUACUUGUGGAGAUGUUUAUCAACGCAAUAAAAUUAAAAUAUUUUUAGUAAAAA
Amaranthus tricolor (Joseph's coat) is the source of this 2174-nucleotide messenger RNA. RefSeq names its product phosphomevalonate kinase, peroxisomal. The transcript has 12 exons. Bases 405 to 1934 code for a protein of 509 amino acids. Gene Ontology annotation, molecular function: phosphomevalonate kinase activity; ATP binding. NCBI's taxonomy places the organism in Eukaryota, Viridiplantae, Streptophyta, Magnoliopsida, Caryophyllales, Amaranthaceae. Gene Ontology annotation, cellular component: peroxisome. The record is from RefSeq and is a predicted model, not a curated record. Gene Ontology annotation, biological process: isopentenyl diphosphate biosynthetic process, mevalonate pathway.